Messenger RNA from Nasonia vitripennis (jewel wasp), 411 nucleotides. Its product is annotated as small G protein signaling modulator 3-like. The transcript is spliced from 3 exons. The record is from RefSeq and is a predicted model, not a curated record. Lineage: Eukaryota; Metazoa; Arthropoda; Insecta; Hymenoptera; Pteromalidae. Bases 1 to 411 code for a protein of 136 amino acids.
AUGGAUGAGAAUAUCAGGAGCACUCAAAAAAAAGUAUUAUCAAAAAAGACGUACAAAGAUAUUGUUAAAGCUUCAAGAAGUCAAGCAGAUCAAAAAGUUUUACGAACACUCAUUACAAACUUUCUUCCUGAUAUUGACCAAAUAUUUGAUCAACAUAACAUUGAGCUUAGCCAGAUAUCUCUCAAUUGGUUUUUGACAUUAUUUGCAUCUGGUAUUCAUAUGAAAAUUUUAAGGCUUUGGGAUCUACUUCUUUUUGAUGGAUCUAUUGUGCUAUUUCAAGUAACUUUAGGAAUAUUAAAGAUAAAAGAAACAAAGUUAAAGGCUUCGAAAAAUCAAGUACAAAUAUUAAAUGUUUUAUCAAAUAUUUCUAGGGACAUACUUGAUGUAGAUAAGUUCUUAGAAAUUCUUUAA